Molecule: messenger RNA, 690 nt
Organism: Microthlaspi erraticum
Lineage: Eukaryota; Viridiplantae; Streptophyta; Magnoliopsida; Brassicales; Brassicaceae
Source: the annotation of a GenBank genome assembly
AUGCUUUGCCGGAAAAACUCAAGCUUUGUGGAUAGAGGAAAUGUGCCGGUUUAUCUCAAUGUCUACGAUCUAACUCCCAUCAAUGGCUACGCUUACUGGCUUGGUCUUGGCGUUUACCAUUCUGGUGUUGAAGUUCAUGGUAUAGAGUAUGCGUUUGGAGCUCAUGAGUAUCCAAGUACCGGGAUUUUCGAAGGUGAACCGAAGCAAUGCGAAGGAUUCACGUUUAGGAAAUCGAUUCUGAUUGGUAAAACGGAUCUUGGUCCACUUGAAGUGAGAGCUACAAUGGAGCAACUUUCAGAGAACUACAAGGGAAGCUCUUACAAUCUCAUCACCAAGAACUGCAACCACUUCUGCGACGAAACCUGUAUCAAGCUAACCGGGAAUCCAAUUCCUAGUUGGGUUAACCGGCUUGCAAGAAUCGGUAAAAUCUCUGGAUUCAUGUGCAAUUGUGUGCUUCCUGCGACGAUAAACGCGACCAGGCUUGGAAACAACAGAGUCAAUCACCAAGACAAAUCAUGUGAAGGAGAAGAGACUGAGAAGAAGAAAUUGACGAGUGAAUCAAGCAGAGAGGGGUCUACGAUGGCUACUACUACUUCGUCGUCGUCUUCAUCUCCUUCAGUUCAAGUUCGUGGUCGAAGCAGGAAAAGGCGUCCUCGUAAUACGCAGCCUUCAUCACCAUUGAUUAUCUGA